Protomyces lactucae-debilis is the source of this 630-nucleotide messenger RNA. Its product is annotated as HAD-like domain-containing protein. The transcript has a single exon. NCBI's taxonomy places the organism in Eukaryota, Fungi, Ascomycota, Taphrinomycetes, Taphrinales, Protomycetaceae. The record is from RefSeq and is a predicted model, not a curated record. The coding region runs from base 1 to 630 and encodes 209 amino acids.
AUGUCGUCUACCGCUGCAAGGCUACGUCCCAAGCUCAAAGCUGUCAUAUUUGACAUGGAUGGGACCCUCACCAAGCCUCAGACAUACAUGUUCAAAGAGAUGAGAGAUGCCCUCAAAAUUACCAAAGAGCAGGACAUCCUCGGCUCGAUUGAAGCACUUCCAAGUGAAGAACAAGAAGCAGCUCAUGACAAGAUUCGAGAUAUCGAACGGAAUGCCAUGAGCAAAAUGGAAAUCCAGCCAGGAUUGCAUACGCUGUUCAAAUACUUGGCAGAGACAAAAGUCCGAAAGGCUAUUUGCACGCGCAACUUUCAUGAACCAACGCAGUACCUGUUGGAUCAUUUCCUUCAAGACUACAAGAUAUGGCCAGUCAUCACGCGUGCCUUUACACCACCCAAGCCGUCUCCAGAACCAUUGCUGCAUAUUUUGGAGAAGUGGCCCGAUGUCGAAGUAGAGGCAUGCAUGAUGGUGGGUGACGGUGCAGAUGACAUCAAGGCGGCACAAGCUUACAAGAUGGACACAAUUCUUGUGCUCAACAAGGACAACGAAGAGCUGAAGAAGCUCAAUCCGACGCAUGUUGUGCAUGAUCUCAGCGAGAUUAUUCAAAUCAUCGAAGAGCGUACUCAAUUGUGA